AUGCUUAUUACUGCUCGAAAGAUUGCCAGAGAGGUGAUUUGGCAGUGCACCAGAAGACAAGCGAGGCCUCUGUUCUUCUGGGCGGUUGCCAAUGACAAGAAUGAGCUUGUGGUUAUGCAUCCAGAGAUCGACAGCUGGAAGUCAAAUACGAAAGAGCGGUACGAAGAGCAGAAGAAAAGGCACCCAGAGUACGGCAGAGAUGCUCUCGUUAUUCACGCCCUUACUAGAUACUAUGCCAUUGAGGGCAAGAUUCUCAAGCACGCGAUCAGAGUUGCUUCUUGGCAGCCUCCAAAUGAAAUCAAAGGUCACUUGGAGAGUUUCAACGAAACAGCGCUUGCCCAUCCUUUAGGAGGAAUGUUGGACGGUCGAUUCUACGGUCCAAUUGUAGCCUUCAUAUACCAUCUGGACCCUGAGUUCAACUAUAAUCGCAUAACUCAAUGUGGAAUCCAAUGA
Messenger RNA from Fusarium oxysporum Fo47, 453 nucleotides. RefSeq lists its product as uncharacterized. The transcript has 3 exons. The record is from RefSeq and is a predicted model, not a curated record. NCBI's taxonomy places the organism in Eukaryota, Fungi, Ascomycota, Sordariomycetes, Hypocreales, Nectriaceae. Bases 1 to 453 code for a protein of 150 amino acids.